AUGCCUGUUACAAUGUUUAAGUCGAGCUCUCUGUUAGGACACACUUCGAAAAGUUCUGCUGUAGAGUUAGGUUCACCAUCGUCCUCGGAAGACCCAAAACCCAGCAAAAUUAGCAACUCUAAUGAGAGCGGAGAUCAGACUGUACGCAUAGAAACAUGGUUAAAUUGGGGAGACAAACGUAUUGAUUCUGGGAUUUCCGAAGAUCGGUAUGACUGCGGUCACCAAUCACCAGCGAGUAAAAGGUCUUCGAGAAGGGCGAAAUUGAAACGGCAGCAGUGUGGCUUCGAGGAUUGCAACUGUAGCUUCCAACGAUCUGACAAUUUGAAAGUCCAUCGAGUCCGUAAGGGCCAUUUCUUACCAAGUGACCCAAGAGGCAUUAGCAGUAGGGCCUCUGAAAAGAUCGGUCAGCGGUCGAGUGAUACUGUUUCAACCCAACAGAUUCGCUCGACAAACACCUCGCAAGGAUUCAAUAUCCAAGAGUCGGAAACACCCACUAUGAAUCAACAUGCGACUUCUUCAGAAACAUCUGGUCCAUCCGAAAAUUCAGUGGAAGAACGCUCCAUGGUAAAAAACGUAGUUGCAUGGAUAGAGCCUACUAGCGACAAAUAUCGCAUCCAAAACCCAGUUACAAUACCAGUCACCAACGUACCAGUUGCCAAAUCCCAUAACGCUGACGAAAAGUCCGAAUCAGAGUACAAAGACUUGAGCAUUGAAUUCACAGACACCGAAGAAGAGGCAAGGUUCCAGCGCGAGAUUCAAAGAAUACAGAGGUUACACACAUCUAAGAGGCUUUCUGGUGGUACGGCAAAUGAAACCCCAAUCCAGAAGAGUGAACAAGUGAGCACCAGCCGAUCACAUAGCGAUAUCGGGGCCCUGAAUAUUGAGAACAUUGCUGCUGGUGCCCCUGAUAAUAGUAUACGUCAAGCAGUACAAGGAGGACAAGCACAAUUUGGUGGUCCGGGCAAUGAGCCUUGGAUGAAGAGCGAAUUUGGUCGAAUGUUUUCUGUUCUUCUUGGUAGUGCCGGAAAUGGGCUCGGAUCAUCAAAUCAUGUCCCUACCAGUGCUCAAUCGAUGAAAACUUCUAACUCUGGUGCGGAUGAUGCGGAUCUGAACAACUUUCUUGAUGGUGAUAUCCCAAAGCUAGCUUGCCCAUCGAAUGAGGCAAGAGACGAAAUACCUCCCAAUGUAGAGUCUAUCUUCAACACGGACCAUGAAAUGGACGUACAAGAGAACAAGAACGUUUCUUCUUCUGCAUAUCCGUCGUGGAUGAUGGCCGCGUAUCACGCUGCAGUUGACUUACUACACGGUCAAACGGAAUCAUUUAGCGUUCCACAAACGCCUAGCAGAUCCGUUUUUGUAUGGCAACAAGAAGAGACGAAUUCGGCUCUUACUCUGAAUGAGGUAAUUGGAUCCAGACUCACAAUUAUCAAACCAAGUGAGAAGAAUCUCAGGUGUAUAUAUGAGGAAUCUGAUCUGCCUAGCAACAAGCGAAAGGGAAAAAGGAGUAUGUUUGUUCUGGGAGAUCCUUCCGACGGUGAAGAAGAUUCAGCUGAUGACACGACACCAUGUCCUGGUGCUGAAGAGACUCUUGCCACAACCCGUGAGGCUUUAUCUGAUGGUUUUGAGACCCUAGAUAUGCAAGCCCCUUUUUCGAGCAAAAGGCGAGACUCAGGGACCUGGUCGAUAACCUCGCUUGCAGAAAGUGUUUUCUCUUUGGAGUCAGGAAUGACCCGGUCUACAGCCUCAUCACUCAAUACACCGCAAGAAUUGAUCGAGCGCUUAGUUGGACUGUUUCUAGAAGAUAACGAUUUUCAGACAAAUUGUCUGCGCGCUUUGGAUAAUAUUAGACGAGAGCGAUUCGAGCGAAAUUUACGAAAGCUGUUGAUAAUAUUCGCUAGUCAGCUGCGAGCAGAAGCCAAAUCGGAAAACGAAAGAAACGCCGCGCGUUUUGUGAAACAUCGUGCAACGAAUUCUGCACAUUUGAUUUGUAGCAAACUCAACCGGACAGAGAACGUUCGAUUCCAAAAGGCAGUUGGAGUUCAAGAGGAGGUUGAUGAAGCAGACGAUGAGAGCGAGUCUGACAGAUCAGAAGGAGAUAUUGACAACUUGCUUCACCUCGAGACUUUCAUCAAAACAUCGGCAUCAUUGAUAUUUUUGAAAACUGCUUUAGAACUCUACGUCCACAACGUUAUUAGCAACGGAAUCUCAAACAAGGCCACCACUGGACUUGAGUGCCCUGCAGCCUCACAGGCAGGAAUGAAUAAAGUGGGAGACAAAUUGUCGCUGAUGGUAUCUAAACUUCCCAAUAUCCAGCACUACAGAACUCUUCUGGGUAUCGAGUCCCAAUUAGACCCCGAAAAGAAGCAGGCCAUAAUUCUUGAUGCCCAAAAACAACUCAGAAGCUAUUUCAAUCUGGAUCACAGAUCUGAUGAUCGAGACGAUCCCACAUUAUCGUGGCUAGAAGGUGUCACCCGUAACAGCAUAGUGGCUAUGCCGACGCAGCAGCACUUCGCUGGCACUGAAUUAUCGAAGCGAGUUCUUGCAUCUGAAGGCUGGAGGAAAUGUACAUUGCUCCUGGAGCAGCUGGAAAUUAUCAGGCCCGAAUUACAAUUUGGGAAAACUAGGAUUGAAUGGAAAUGCAAAUGUGGCCACACCAUUUAUGAUGACUUCACCGAGCUCAAGCCUGGUGCGGCAGAAAGAUACAGAAACAUGCUUGACAGUUCAAAAAUUGCUACAAAUGGAGAAAAGUCACAUUCAACAGCUACCACCAGGAAUUCAAUGUCAGGAUUCAUCCAAGCCAUCCCAAACCCUCACCCUCCCACCAUACCGAACCACUCUACCUCCUCCUCUGCUACCCCCCAAGGCCGCUAUGCAACCCGCCUCCUCCAACUAGACCUAACCCAAAAAGCCUUCUGCGACAAAACCCUCUUCACUCUCCUCCGCCAAAACUACAUCUCCAUGCGCGGCAAAUACCUCUCCCUCUUCUCCUUCCGCAUCCUCCACAGUAUCAAAUUCGUCCAAUUCGAUCUCUACAAGAGCUACCUCGUCGACGUACGCAAAGAGAACGUCAUCCCCUCCCCAAACAAUCUAGAAUACCGCUACCUCCCCGCGCCCCCAGAACUCGUCCCGCCGGUGGGCGAAAGACAUCUCAUGCACCUCUUCGAACACCCUGAUCACGCAGAAGACGAGGCGAUUUGCUUUGAUCGCUUCCCGAAGAAGUUGCGCGAGAAACUAGCGUGUGAGAGGGGCAUCAAUCCCGGCUGGGGAUUGCAGUUUGUAGAGGGUUGGGAUGGAAGGAAGGUUUGGGGCGUGGUGUUUGUGAUGUUUGGGGUGGGCAGUUUAGUUAUUGCGGUUUUGUGGAGUGUAUUUGGACAUAGUAUACAGGAUGCUUUUACGAUGGCGAGUUAUGCUGUUGCGAUGGGGAUGGUUAGUUUGGGGACUUUGCAGGCUUUUUUGGUAGGUUGA
Messenger RNA from Glarea lozoyensis ATCC 20868, 3465 nucleotides. RefSeq lists its product as uncharacterized. The record is from RefSeq and is a predicted model, not a curated record. The transcript has 3 exons. NCBI's taxonomy places the organism in Eukaryota, Fungi, Ascomycota, Leotiomycetes, Helotiales, Helotiaceae. The coding region runs from base 1 to 3465 and encodes 1154 amino acids.